This is a messenger RNA of Macrobrachium nipponense, 735 nucleotides long. Its product is annotated as gastrula zinc finger protein XlCGF49.1-like. Lineage: Eukaryota; Metazoa; Arthropoda; Malacostraca; Decapoda; Palaemonidae. The record is from RefSeq and is a predicted model, not a curated record. Bases 1 to 735 code for a protein of 244 amino acids. The transcript has a single exon.
AUGAAUUCAACAGUGAAUGAAAAACAUCCACAAACUUGCAAAAAGGAAGUAAAACAAGAGAGAAGGAUCUGUGACAAUGGAGAGAAGCCUUUUGUAUCCACUGACUGUGAAAAAGCAAUUUACAAGAAAAUUAAUCUUACAAAUGAUAUCACAAAUCCUACCAGAGAGAAAUUCAUAUGCAAUGACUGUGGGAAAGCAAUUUCCAUGAAACAUAAUCUUAUAGUUCAUAUGAGAAUCCAUACAGGAGAGAAGCCAUUCAUGUGCAAGAAAUGUGGGAAAACAUUUUCACAGAAACCAAGUCUUACACAUCAUAUGAGAUUGCAUGCUGGAGAGAAUCCAUUCAUAUGCAACGAAUGUGGAAAAGCAUUUUCCCAGAAACCAAGUCUUAAACUUCAUAUGAGAAUCCAUACAGGAGAGAAGCCAUUCAUGUGCAAGGAAUGUGGGAAAGCAUUUCCCAAGAAAGAUAUUCUUACAAUUCAUAUGAGAAGCCACACUGGAGAUAAUCCAUUCAUAUGCAACGAAUGUGGAAAAGGAUUUUCCCAGAAACCAAAUCUUAAAAUUCAUAUGAUCAGCCAUACUGGAGAGAAGCCAUUCAUGUGCAACGAAUGCGGGAAAGCAUUUUCCCAGGAAAGAUAUUCUUACUAUUCAUAUAGAAGCCACACUGGAGAUAAUCCAAUCAUAUGCAACGACGUGGAAAAGCAUUUUCCCAGAAACCAAGUCUUAAACUUCAUAUGA